UAGUUUUGUUUUUUUACUUUCUAAAGAACAGAUAUAAAAGCUUUUUAUUUCCGUCGAACGAAGUCUAAUUAUAUUCUUCCACUUUCUAAAGAUCUUCAGAGAAAAAAAAAAUCACGAUGUCGGCCGAAUCAGCCAGCGAGAUUCCGAAAGGACAGGUUGAUCUGUUAGAUUUCAUGGACUGGUCUGGUGUUCAAUGCCUCAACCAAAGCUCAACUCACUCUUUGCCCAACGCUCUCAAGCAGGGGUAUAGAGAAGAUGCAGGUUUGAACUUAGAGAGUGAUGCUGAUGAGCAACUCCUAAUCUAUAUUCCUUUCAACCAAGUUAUCAAACUACAUUCCUUUGCUAUCAAAGGCCCUGAAGACGAUGGUCCUAAAACAGUGAAGUUUUUCUCAAACAAAGAGCACAUGUGCUUCAGCAAUGUCAAUGAUUUUCCUCCAAGUGACACCGCUGAACUAACUGAAGAAAACCUCAAGGGAAAACCAGUGGUCCUUAAAUAUGUAAAGUUUCAGAACGUUCGUAGCUUGACGAUCUUCAUUGAAGACAACCAAUCAGGUUCUGAGGUCACAAAGGUCCAGAAGAUCGCUCUCUACGGUUCAACGGUGGAGACUACUGAUAUGAAGGGUUUGAAAAAGAUUGAAGAUCACUGAGCAAACCAAAAGGGGUUAUAAUGAUAAUAUGAUUGUUUUCACUUUGGUUUCUAGUCUUCUGUUACUGGUUUCUUUUCUUCUUCACUUACUUUUUCAAGUUUUUUUAAAAAAUUGGAAUGGACUUAAAACUUUCCAUUGUCUAUUGUUACCAGUGCGAAACGAAUUCUAAGCUGAAUAAACAUUAUUUCCAGUUA
This is a messenger RNA of Raphanus sativus (radish), 841 nucleotides long. RefSeq names its product PITH domain-containing protein At3g04780-like. NCBI's taxonomy places the organism in Eukaryota, Viridiplantae, Streptophyta, Magnoliopsida, Brassicales, Brassicaceae. The transcript has 8 exons. The record is from RefSeq and is a predicted model, not a curated record. The coding region runs from base 117 to 647 and encodes 176 amino acids.